CACUCGGAGCCGCACCGCUCCCUCCGACUCUCCGCGGUAAACAGCAGCGAUGCCCACCCGGUGAGCGACCCCCAUCCCGUGAGUCCCCGCUGUGCAGGCAGUCUCUCGGCCGGACAGUAGUCCCCCCCCCUCCUGCCCGCAGCAGCUCCUCCUCAAGCCGGGGAGCCUCGGUGGUCCUGGCCGGGAUCCCUGCAGCUCUCCCCGCUUCACAAUGGCUGGACACGAGUGGGAGGACUGGUUCGAGCGGGAGGAAUUAAUCGGACAGAUCAGCGACCUCCGAGUGCAGAACCUGCAAGUUGAGAGGGAGCUGGUUCAGAAGAGGACUUUCACCCGAUGGAUGAACCUGCAUCUAGAGAAGUGUGACCCGCCCAUCGAAGUCAAUGACCUGUUCCGGGACAUUCAGGAUGGACACAUCCUCAUGGCCCUGCUGGAGGAGCUCUCCGGCUGCAAGCUGCUUCACGGGUUCAAGAGAUCCUCGCAUCGUAUUUUCAGACUCAACAACAUCGCCAAGGUCCUGUCCUUCCUGGAGGAGAGGAACGUGAAGCUGGUCAGUAUCGAUGCAGCGGAUGUUGCUGAUGGAAACUCCUCCAUCAUCUUGGGACUCAUCUGGAACAUCAUCCUCUUCUUCCAGAUUAAGGAGCUCACUGGGAACAUCAGGAGCCAGUUCCCCUCCUCCUCCAGCCUGUCGUCCAUCCCCACCAGCUCAGACUCCGACACGUCCAGCAGCACGCCAUCAGAUGAGAGACAGGCGACGGCGUCGGCCAUGCGAGAACACAGCAGGGCCAUCAAGAAACUGCUGCAGUGGGUCCAGAAGCGAACACGCAAGUAUGGUGUGGCUGUGCAUGACUUUGGGAAGAGCUGGACAAGUGGUCUGGCCUUCCUGGCUGUCAUUAAAUCCAUUGACUCCAGCCUGGUGGACAUGAGGAAGGCACAUCUGAGGACCACCAAGGAGAAUCUUGAAGACAGCUUCAGGAUAGCCCACUACAGCCUGGGUAUCCAUCGCCUUCUGGAACCUGAGGAUUUGACUAUCAAUGCACCAGAUGAACAAUCCAUCAUGACCUAUGUGUCUCAGUUCCUGGAGCACUUCCCUGGUAUGGAAGAGCCGGAGGAGCGCUGCCAGCUGAUUGAGCGAAGCGUCUCCAUGGGCCGACUCAACAUCCGUGACAGUGACUCCAACCAUAUGAGGAAUAGUGCUUACCAAAGCAGAGUAAAGGAGAGAUCCUACAUGUUCCAGAAGUCUUCUGCCCAUGUCCCACCCAAAAUCUUGAUUUCCUCUGUGUCAGAGGACAGGAGCGCCAUGUCGCCCCCCUUCAGACCGCCCGCAGCUCGCUCGUGGUCCGUCGAAGACAUGUUAGCAGAUUCCCCCCAUACGGAAGGUAUCUCCAGGAGUCUGGUUGAAGAAUCCAAUGAAUCUACCAGUGAAGUCAACACAAGUUGUAACUCCCCACAACCGCCUUACAGUCACUCUCCGACAGGCUCAUCAGUGCCCGAGUCCAUAAACACAGAGUCAGUAAUAGGCGACUCUGCAAUCGGCUCGCCAGACUCCUGGAUGGAGAGCGAGUUUGGGGUGAUGCCAGAGAAGUUUUGUGAAAGCCGAAGCGACAGUUCUUUGUGUGACAGUGGAACAGCCUGGGAUGUGUACCGUGCCACCCCUGUGGAGAUCACUAAUCUGGAUGAAGGAUUUGUCCCAUCCAUGGAGGAUCGAGCAUCUGAUGAGCAGUCAAAUACCGAGUCCUACAUCGAUGAGGGGAUUUACUCACUGAGCUCGUUGGAGAGCACCAAUGACAGGAUUCAUGGGCAUUCUGAGAAAAAGCGAGAAGUCAUAAAAGAGAAAGUGGCAAACUUUGACAAUAACAACCAGGAAAUGGAACUAAAACAGGAACCUGAUCAAGGCAAAGAUGAUGUUACAAAAGAAGUAGACUCUAGGGAUAUGGAUACAAGUCAGAGCAGCAAGCAAGAAGCUUCUUUUGGAACGUGUGAGGCAGAAGAAGGGACUAAUUCUGGUGUUGAACAUCUCCUACAAACUGAUGAAUCCAAUCAGACACAACUGAAGCAAACCCUUGUUGAAGAGAGCGCUCAUGGAGAACUGGAAUACUUAGAUAAAGCUGUGGACGUUAAUGGGAAUGCAGAUGAUCAUGAAGAACAAAUGAAGGAUCCAAUUGCAAGUCAGAAUGAGAAAAAUAAAUCUGAGGAGAUUGAAGGGGAAACUGAAUGUCAGAAAAAAGAUAGUUGUCCAGAGGAGACAAGAGGAGAGCCAGAGGAGUCAGUUGUUUAUAAGGAAAGGGAUGAAAGUGUGGUAGGAACACAAGAUAAGGAAAGUGACGGAGUUCUAAGAGCAAACACACAACCAACCAACCAAGAUGGAGAUUCAGAAACAAGCGUGGAGCCAAGCACAGGCAUAAAUAUUCCAUUGAUAUCUAUUUCCAGUGAGCCAGAGGAGCAGGACGAAGAGGGGACAUGUGGGCCAGAAAGUAGCGUUCAUGCUGUAGAAGAUGAGGUACGUCAAGCAAAGGGAACUGACAGAGAAAUCCACAGCCGUCAAAAUCCUCCUGAUUUGGUUUGUGAAUCCAAUGCGAGGGUUGACAAAGACUCUGUUGAAUGUCCUUCCUGUCUGGUAUCAGAAGAUGUUGAUUCAGAAGAAACAAGGGUCAUAGAAAGUUUGGAUGGACAUGACAUCAGCAGAUCAUUGAAAGCAGACAUAAGUGGGCCAGACGCAGGAGAUAAAAUGGAAAUAACUGAAGCCCAAAAUAAAUUUGAGUCUUCUGACCACGAAUCUCAGACAGGUGAAAACAACAAGGACUUGAUUUCUGAGACUACUUCUACAUAUGCUAAAUCUCAGCCUCUGAAUCCUGAGCUGGAAAUAGAUUCCACUGACCCAGCAGAAGGACCCAAGGACAUACUGGGUGACACCAUUUCUGACAAUCAAACAGCUACCACACAGCAAAACACUUUAGACACGGGUAGUGUUUCCACAAACAUGGACUUAUUUUAUACAGACUUUGAUCAAAAUUCCCAUUCAGAGGAUCUAGUCAGUGACUCCAUCGAACCCAUGGAUCUGUUCUACCCAGACAAAGAGGAGUCCAUGUUUACAGAGCUACCAGAUAUUGAAAUGCAGAGCUGGCCUUCAGUUCUGAGUGUAUCUGCUCUCCAGCCAGCACCAGCUUCAGAGGCUGAACCUGACCAACUGCUGGGUGAAGACUACAGGGAUAGAAUGGAUUCCAUACAAGAGGAUGAUGAGGAGGCCAACCAGGAGGCUGAGAAAGCGUCUCAAUCCCAGGAAGCCUGUUUGUUGCCCGGGCAGCAGAUGGAAGGACGGUGGGGUGCUGAUGUUCCAGCAGACAGCAGAGAGGCUGAGCAGCAUAGCUCCGACUCGGCCAGGGAAAACACAGAGCCUGUGAGGAGUGACAGUAGAAGCUCCAUCAGACAGGAUGAAAGCCAGAUCCCUCCGGUCCUCCGUCACAGAAAGGGGGCCCGCUUCACUGAGGCCCAGGACAAUGAGACAGCCAGGACAGCAGCUACCAGAGCAGCGGACAACAGUGACUCCAGUUUCUGGUGUGGGGAGAACUCAGAGCUGUAUCUGCUGCUGCUGCUGUGGCUGCUGCUCUACUGUUUCUUGGUGCUGCCUCAGAUGGACCUGAAGACCCUGCCCAGCCUGCUGCUGAACCUGGACCGCUGAACACACACACACACACACACACACACACACACACACACACACACACACACACACACACACACACACACACACACACACACACACAGCUCAACUGCCACUUUCCUGUUCAUUACUCUGACUGUACUCCAGAUCAAGUGAAGGCAUUUAUGUAUUUCAAACUACUAAAGCUUUUUUAGAUUUUUGCUUUGAACUUCGAUGUGGCUUUAUGUAAUCUGUAUGAAAAUGUGUUGGGGCCACUGCUAGGAAAUGAAGAUGUACUAUAUAAGAUCACGAUGUGUCUAGUAAAGUGAUAUAUAAUAACAUUUUGAGAGGUAAGUUGUCAAAAACAUCACAACAAAAGAUUGAUAUUAUUAACAAAUUUGAGGAAGAAAAGUCAGUAUUUUGAAAUAAGUGCUAUGAAAAUAAAUGUGCAAUUCUAAGGGAAAGUCAUCAUAUUUGAAGUACCUUAUAACUUUGCAUAAAAAAUGUUGUAUUUUCAUACAAAAUAACAACUUUAUCUUUACUUAUUAUGUUUUUUUCCUGUAGUGUUGUGAAUUUAUUCUCAAAAAAUGGACAAAAAACUCAUAAAAUGAUGGCUUAAUUUAUGUAAAAGGUUCACAAAGUGUGUAAAUCUCCUAGCCGUGGUCCUGACGUUUUUUUUUUGAAAGACACUAUAGAAGGUUUAUUGCCGAAAUUGUAAGACAUUAUGACUGUGCAGCACACUUUUUGUACAUAAAUAUAUUCUAUGCUUUUAUGGACGCACAGUUGCCUAAAUAUCUUAAUAGCCAUUUAAGAAGACGUUGGAAGUAACUCUACUUUUAUCAGAUAUCAAAAAUCAAGAUCAAUAAAAACUGGACAUAGUGAAGCUGAAGCUGUUAAAUACAAACGAACAUGUAGAUGAUACAACCGGGCUUUCAGAUUUAUUGUAAAGAUUAAUUAGGGGGAUUAUGAUCUGUUGCACUUUUUAAUACAAACUGCCAAAGAUAGUGCUCAUACAGAAAGUCCACAACUCACCACAGGAAUGGAGGUUUUGUUUAUAACACACAGAGGGUCUUCACUUACUCUUGUACUAAAGCGUUGCCCAGCUCUAUAUUGCAUAACAGUUUAAGCGGAAUAUGUAUUUGUAAUAUUUUAUGGCUAAUUUUUAAAUAGUUUUAUGAGAAAGAAAUGUUUUAUGUGAUGGAACUAUGCUUUUCCCAGCCUGUCAAUAGAAAGAGAAUGCUUUACAAUGGAAUAUCUUUCUAUAUGUUAUUUUUGAAUAUUGUCUGUAAUGAAGCACUAUAACAAAGGG
This is a messenger RNA of Eleginops maclovinus (Patagonian blennie), 4946 nucleotides long. RefSeq names its product calmin a (gene clmna). Gene Ontology annotation, molecular function: actin filament binding. Gene Ontology annotation, biological process: nuclear migration. Gene Ontology annotation, cellular component: meiotic nuclear membrane microtubule tethering complex; nuclear outer membrane; cytoplasm. The record is from RefSeq and is a predicted model, not a curated record. Lineage: Eukaryota; Metazoa; Chordata; Actinopteri; Perciformes; Eleginopidae.